This is a messenger RNA of Grammomys surdaster, 1106 nucleotides long. RefSeq names its product solute carrier family 22 member 27-like. The annotation marks the transcript as partial. NCBI's taxonomy places the organism in Eukaryota, Metazoa, Chordata, Mammalia, Rodentia, Muridae. The record is from RefSeq and is a predicted model, not a curated record. The transcript has 4 exons.
CAGCCUUUCCCAUCUGGCAAGUGUCUCAUGACUUUUACAAAGUUCCUGAGCUGACCAGGAAUGUUCAUUAACCUCUCCCUUCUGGGAGAACCAGUGUUCCAAAGUUUCUCUUUACAUCUUAAUUAACUUAGCUUUAAUUCUUUUCCUUAACUCUUUUAACAAAAUUUAAUAUUAAACACAACAUAUGGAUUAAAAAAAUAAAAUGGUUCACUUUGAAGUCUUUUAAAUUGCAUAUUCUAUAAUACAUGCCAUCCAUCUCAAAAUUCUUUUAACCCAGAAAUGUUUCUGUUCAAAGAAAGAACAGGGACAAAAAAUGGAACAGAGACUGAAGGCAGGGUCAACUGGGGAACAGCCCCACUUGAGGAUACAUCAUGUCUGCAGACACCAAACCCAACAUUGUUGCCAUGGUCAGGAGGUUCUUGUAGACAGGAACCAAGUGUGGCAGCUCCCGAGGAGGUCCAGCCAACAACUGACCAAUACAGAGGCAGAUGCUUGGAGCCAACCAUCAGGCUAAACUCAGGAAACCUUGUUGGGGAGCUGGUAGAAGGACUAGAGGAACAGAGGGUGAUUGCAACCCCAUUGGAAGAACAACAGAGGCUGACCUGAUCAUCCAGUUCUCCCAGAGACAAGUUCACCAACCAAGGAGAGUGCUUAGGAAACUGAGCCAAGAUGACCUCCUGAGGAUCUCCAUCUCCUUGGACUCUAACCUGAGACUGGAUAAGUGUCGUCGUUUUGCCCAACCACAGUGGCAUCUUCUUCAUUUGAAUGGCAAUUUCUCCAAUGUGACAGAGCCAGCCACUGAGCCAUGUGUGGAUGGCUGGGUGUAUGAUAGGAGCAACUUCUUUUCCACCACUGUGACUGAAUGGGACCUGGUGUGUGAAUCUCAGGUACUGAAUUCUGUCACUAAAUUUUCAUUUAUGAUUGGCCUAUUUAUAGGAAGUAUCAUAUGUGGCCAUCUGUCAGACAGAUUUUAUUCCCCUCCUGGUCUACCCUCUGACUGUUCCCGAUUCCAUCCCUCCUCCCCAACCCAUCUCCACAGGGAUGUCCCCAACUACUUACCACACCACCAGACUUCUAAACUCCCUGGAGUCUCAAGACUCUCGAGG